This is a messenger RNA of Aspergillus saccharolyticus JOP 1030-1, 2187 nucleotides long. RefSeq names its product pentatricopeptide repeat protein. Gene Ontology annotation, molecular function: protein binding. The transcript has 2 exons. The record is from RefSeq and is a predicted model, not a curated record. Lineage: Eukaryota; Fungi; Ascomycota; Eurotiomycetes; Eurotiales; Aspergillaceae. The coding region runs from base 1 to 2112 and encodes 703 amino acids.
AUGUCACGAACGACACUUGUUCUGGAUGGACUUUGGUUUUGCCUGUGUCCAUCUUUCAGCAUCAGUGCCCUCAAUGGGGCAAGAACUGCUUUAGGAGGAGGAUCCAGACGGUUUCCCAACCGAAGGUAUUCAUCAUUCGGCCCCAAAACGAUCACCACCCCGAUUCGCCGAAUUCUCAGCAAACCAGAUGCCGACUCGAAUGAACUUGAUACGUCAACAUUGCGGGAACAUGUGAGCGACGGAGAAAGAUCUCACUCGUCUGGCCCGCAAAGACCAUCUCAGCAGCAUCGAAAUGACCGCCCCGAACAGCAGAGCGCAGGUCGCUCAAUAGACCCGGCUACAACAAUUGCAUCCGACGAUGCCCCCGAGAGCCUUACGGGUCAGAAAACCCAAACCCUGGAAUCUAGACUACAAGAGAUCACAGUCAACAAUCCGAGAAUUCAAAGCGCCACGCAGAUACUACGCAUACUCAUUCGCGAUCGGAAGAUUCCACCCGAGACGCGGCACUACAGAGCUCUAGUCCUCGCCAACUCUGAUGCGAUGCGCGGAUCGACGGAAACGGUCCGUAACUUACUCGAAGAGAUGGAACUAAAUGCAAUACCAGCGGAUUCGGGUACGCUUCAUGCGGCGCUUCAGGUAUCCGCCGUUCACCCCGAUUACAUCAUGCGUCAAGAUAUUUUGCGCACGCUUCGAGAACGAUGGCUGCCGCUAAGUCCGAGUGGGUGGCACUUUGUGGUGGCUGGUCUGCUUCGAGAACACCAGUUCGAAUUAGCGCUAGAUCAUUUGGAUCAGAUGAAGCUGAAGGGGGUACCAGUCGAGAACUGGCUGUUCAACAUGCUCAUCUACUAUCUCUGUGAUUUUCAGGAAUUCGACGAGGUGCUUCGGCUGCUGCGCUCUCGGACAGAUCAACAUCUUGACAUAAGAUCGGAGCUGUCGAUGUAUGUCUUAGACGAAGCAAGCAGGGCUUUGCACUACGAGACUUGUCGGUUCAUCUGGAGGACCAUGGUGGAACUGCAAUACUUGCAUCCACCACAUGACAUUUGCAGCAAAGUCCUAGCGGUUGCGGCGCGCACCGGAGAUGUCGCCCUUGGGACAUCCGUAUUUCGCUUCAUGGUCGAUUCCGAGUCGCCAAUCACUCUUGCGAACUAUGAAAGUAUGGUGGAAGCAUAUGUGGUGUCCGGAGAUCUUUAUGCUGGGUUUGAAGUUCUUUGCAAGAUGCACAAAGCAGGCGUUGCGCUAGAAAGAAGCUCUACCCGUGCAGUGCUCGAUGCACUGAUUCAGAGGGAUAUCAAUCCUCGUGACGCUUGGACUAUGCUCAAGAAACUCAAGGCUACAAAAUUCGAGGUGCCCCUUGGCUGCGCGGCGGUGAUCUUAGAGAAGUGCGAGCACGAGGCUCUCCACAAUGCAACCGCCGUCGAAGACGGGGUCGCCCUUUACAACGAGUUGUAUGACCUUUGCUCGGAGAAGGCGGAUGUUUCUACAUUCAACAUGCUUAUUAGCAUGUGUCGGCGCGCGAAAGACAGUGACCACGGCAUGUUUGUGGUCCACGAGAUGGCAGCGCUGGGCGUAGUCCCUAACGGGUCCACUUUCGAGCACUUAAUUAUGAUGUGUCUGGAUGCGGGCAAUUUCGAGUCAGGUUAUAUGUACUUCCAAGACCUACUCAAUCGGGGUUUCAGCCCCAGCGAGGAUACUCGCGCAGCCAUCCGAGCGGUCUGCGCUGACUCUCGGGACCCGUAUGCGACUCAGUUAAGGUACCAUCCCCGCAUUCAGGAUGGUUCUGUCCGGUGCCUUGUUGAUGAAAUCACCUCUGUCCACGAAUAUGGCCGACGGCUCAAGGAAGAUUCGACGACGGACGUGCCCUGGCGAGAAUCCCCUCGGUAUCCCACUCUGGCGUGGCAGCCCUCCUUUAUUAGAGAAACUUGGUCCAAGAAGACGAAGGAAUUGUACGCACAGGCGCGACGGCAAGCAUCGAAGCAGGCACGUAAGAGAAAGAGAAGGGCGAUUGCCAUUCAACGAGGACAGGAGGAAGAGGGCUGGCUGGACUACGAGCCGGGAGGUCUCAUACCUGAGGACCAGCUGUUAAGCAGAGGGGACGAUUCAAAGUCGGAUUAGGUUGGGUCUCUUUCGCGACUAACCCCAGAGGUGGAUUGGCAACUCAUUCUCUAUGUACUUCUAGCUAGACAUGCC